GCGAGAGUUUAGGAGAGCGGUGAAGAUCGUUCAAGCUCGCACGCCUGAUCGAGCGGCUGAACUCAGUCCGUUUCUAAACUUCACUGCGCGUUCAUCGGAAGGUCUGGUAGCCACAAGUCCAACCCGAUCGGAUUAGAAUUGUAAAUAAAAAGCAAUGGCAAAGGAAGAAUCAAAGUACGGCUUCAAGGAUAAGGCCAAGGCCGAGGAGUCGCUGGAGCUGCUGAAGAGCGAGGAUCACAAGUACCAGCUGCUGACGGUGCGCGGUCUGAUCGGACGGGCGAAGCGUGUGCUGACAUUGACGAAGGCUGAGGACAAGAUAAACAACAUUAAGGCUGCGAUCGAAACGUUCGAGCAGUGGCUGGAAGCAAACAGCUCCUCCAGCACCAAAAACGUUAAGCCCAAGGAUACAGAAGACAAGGUGGAAACUGUGCCAGGGUUGGGUUUCAAGGACAAGCAGGCGGCUGAACAAACGCUGAGCAUCCUAGAAGGCCGCGAUCCCGAUUAUCAGAAGCUAGCUGUCAAGGGACUGAUCGGUAGCGCAAAGCGCGUUAUCCCUGCCACCAAGAACGAGGAGAAGCUAAGCUCGAUCAAGCAAGCGGUGGCACUGUUUGAAGACUUUCUCGAUCGGUUCGAUCGCGAGGAGCGGGGCAAGCAAAACAUGCCGUACCUUUCGAUCGACUUGAUACGUCAACUGCCCGCACCGCAGGGUGAGCAGUCGGACAAGCUGGCAGUGGAAUUUCUCGCCUGCUAUGAAACGCAGGCCAAAGGCAACUACAAACAUUUGCGCACCAAAGCACCCAAGGACCCAGGGUCGAAGACGUGGGACAUUGUGCGAAAUGCGAAACUGCAGGCACUGAAACCGGACAGCAGUGUGAAGUUAUUCGAUCAGGACGGCAAGCCUACCGAGCUGCACUUGCAGAUGGUACAGUGGGCGUACAGCCCACAGGUGGAGAAGCUGAAGAGCUAUGCGAACAGUUUGGCGAGCAGUGGCAAAUCAACAACACCGUCCAGGAAACGAACGCACUCUUCCAGCUCAUCUUCGGAGGAGGAGUCAAAGGCGAAGGAGAGUAAGAAGGAUCGCAAAAAGUCGAAAAAAUAAAUAAUAAAUACCUGUAUACAGCAAGCAAG
Anopheles gambiae (African malaria mosquito) is the source of this 1128-nucleotide messenger RNA. RefSeq lists its product as uncharacterized. The transcript has 3 exons. The record is from RefSeq and is a predicted model, not a curated record. Bases 155 to 1099 code for a protein of 314 amino acids. Lineage: Eukaryota; Metazoa; Arthropoda; Insecta; Diptera; Culicidae.